Molecule: messenger RNA, 1612 nt
Organism: Galeopterus variegatus (Sunda flying lemur)
Lineage: Eukaryota; Metazoa; Chordata; Mammalia; Dermoptera; Cynocephalidae
Gene: CIMAP2
Product: chromosome unknown open reading frame, human C1orf177
Exons: 10
Coding region: 157-1224 (355 amino acids)
Source: RefSeq, a predicted model, not a curated record
GGCCGCGCCGGCUCCGUGGCCACGGCCACCAAGUGGUUCAGCGGGGCGCCCUUCGGGGUGCAGAGCCACAGGUUUGACGUUUCCGCUGUUUACCCCAACCAGAAGAAGUUCAGUACCUUCACCGAGGCCCCAUACUCCAGGUAUCAUUCCGUGGAAAUGUCCCACAUAGGGCCUGGGAUCUACAGCUCCAAGGAAACCUGCUUCAGCAAGCAGAAGCUGAAGAAGGAGAUGGACACAGGCUGGGCCAAGGCACAGGAAGCCACCCGGCUGACCAAGCUGCCCCACUUCCAGUACCAGGCCAUCAUGAGAGAGAAGCAGCAGCAGGAGCAAAAGUUGGGGCCCGGCUCCUACAACUUCAAAGACUUCUUACAACUGCUACAGCAGAAACCAUGUAGCACCCGAGGGCUGCUCAGCUCUGGGGAGAUUCGCUUCCGAGGACUCAUUGGGAACUACUAUCCAGGCCCCGGAAAUUAUGGGGAGAAGGGCAACCCAUACACGAAGCUGGAGGAGAACCACUGGAACCGGUCCCAUUCUGAGGGCCUCAUGUGCAGGAUGACCAACAAGCCACCCCCCUUGGUGCAUCAGGGGAGUGGUCUGGGACCUGGCACCUACUCCCUCAAAAGCGGCAUCGAGAUGUACCUGGCACGAUCCAUCAGCACUCGCGGCCCCUAUGACACUUACUCUGGUGACAGAAGCAAGCCUCUGCCUCAUGGACAUUACUCUGUGCAGAAAAAAAAGCCCAGGGAACUGAUGAGUGUCAAGAGCUUUGUGGAAGAACUUAAUUCACGUCACAAUAAGAAGCAUGGGAUUUUUUCGAAACUUCCCCGAAACCCGGAAACCCCUACAGAGAGGAUUUACUGGGCCACCAUUAGCCAGUGCCCCCGAAAACUAGCCACAUCAGGUCCUGGUGUGUGGCUUCCACAGGAGAAGGAAUGCAAACACGUCAACCCGCCACCUUUUCUGCUGGCCUCCAAGCGGUCAGGCAUAAAGGCCUACCAGACGAUUCUGGGAAGCUGGAACCCAGUAGGUGUGGGCCGCUACCUCAACACUUGGCUGAUGGAGAAGAAGGACAGACGGCAGCGAUAUCGGUCCCUGUUCAUGGGUGAAUCCAAGCGCUACCCUUCAGACCCGGCCUGGGACAUGCUCAUGCAGGAAAGGAUCACACCUUUUACCAAGGGGAAGUGCCGUCCAACUAUAGAUUACAAUUCAGAUCCUACUCCCUAACGCACAUGUGAAGGACAGUCUGCGAUGACCUGAGGGCCCAAAGGCCUGAAGACAAAUCUGGGGGUGGGAGGAUGGGAGUGGGAAGUGGUGGGGGAGCUUGGAGAAAGGACACAGGAGAAUGCUUGGGAGAGGGGAGAGAUGUGGUGGGCUCACCUUCGCUGGAGCUAUAUACCUGGGGGUCACAAUGUCUGCUGGGACAGCUGGGGCCAGAUAUCUUUUGCUACAAGACACCAGUUAUCCUGAGAAUUCGAAUCAGCCAAUGACAUGAACAAGGAAGCCAGAUAGCAGAUGGACUGAGGGAUGGGAUGUGGUUAUACUCUUGGAACCCCUUCUACUCUAACACCAGAGUGCUUGGCUCCCUGUUCAUUAAAGUCCAAAAAAGAGGUGG